GAAGAGUUAGGGACCGCUGGAGGCUGACGGGCAGAGGGAGGGGCUGGGGACAGGACGCCCCUGGCUCCCUCCCUCCUCCCACGCACCCCCCUGCUACGUCAGAAGCUCCCGGACCAGCUCUGAGUCCUGUCGGUGGGGGCAGCAGGAUGCUAGUGGAAGCCGAGGGGGCCGGCCGGGUGCCUCCGCAGCUCGGCUGGCAGAGCCCAGCGCGGUGUGUGCGGCUGCUGGUGCGAGCACCCCUGCCCCACCCUUCCCCAUGCAGCCCUGGCAGUGCCUCCGGCGCUUUGCCCUGGCCUGGUGGGAGAGGACAGCUGAGGGCAGCUCCCGAUCUCCCAGGGAGGAGGCCGGACCAAAGGACCCUGGGGGCCGAAGGGAGCCAGGGCUCCAGCGUGCAGCGGGAGGGAAGCCUCCAGGACUCUGUUCCCUCUGUUUAAAGUCUCCAGAUCCGGAGCGGAGCAGCCCCCCCAUGCUGUCUGCAGAUGAUGCGGAGUACCCGCGAGAGUACCGGACCCUGGGGGGCGGGGGCGGCGGGGGCGGCGGGGGCCGGCGCUUCUCUAACGUGGGGCUGGUGCACACGUCGGAGCGCCGGCACACGGUGAUCGCGGCCCAGAGCCUGGAGGCGCUCAGCGGGCUCCAGAAGGCGGACGCCGACCGCAAGCGCGAUGCCUUCAUGGACCACCUGAAGAGCAAGUACCCGCAGCACGCCCUGGCCCUUCGCGGUCAGCAGGACAGGAUGCGGGAGCAGGUCGGCGGCUGGACCGUGGACCCCGUGUGCCUUCUCAGCUCCCUCUGCUCCCACCUCCACGGCGACUCCGCCCCCUCCGGGGCUGGCCAGCCGGCCCAGCAGCCAAACUACUGGAGUUUCAAGACCCGCAGCUCGCGCCACACUCAGGGAACCCAGCCCGGGCUGGCAGACCAGGCGGCCAAGCUGUCCUACGCCUCAGCUGAGUCGCUGGAGACCAUGUCGGAGGCCGAGCUGCCUCUGGGCUUCAGCAGGAUGAACCGCUUCCGACAGAGCCUGCCCCUCUCCCGCUCAGCCAGCCAGACCAAGCUGCGCUCCCCAGGGGUGCUGUUCCUGCAGUUCGGGGAGGAAACUCGGCGGGUGCACAUCACGCACGAGGUCAGCAGCCUGGACACGCUGCACGCCCUCAUCGCGCACAUGUUCCCGCAGAAGCUCACCAUGGGCAUGCUUAAGUCGCCGAACACCGCCAUCCUCAUCAAAGACGAGGCUCGCAACGUCUUCUACGAGCUGGAGGACGUCCGGGACAUCCAGGACCGCAGCAUUAUCAAGAUCUAUAGGAAGGAGCCGCUUUACGCUGCUUUCCCUGGCUCGCACCUCACCAACGGGGACCUCCGGAGAGAGAUGGUGUACGCGUCCAGGGAGUCGUCGCCCACCCGGCGCCUCAACAACCUGUCGCCCGCACCGCACCUGGCGUCCAGCUCACCGCCGCCGGGGCUGCCGUCCGGACUGCCGUCCGGGCUGCCAUCGGGGCUGCCGUCAGGCUCCCCGUCGCGCUCGCGCCUCUCCUACGCCGGGGGGCGCCCGCCCUCCUACGCCGGCAGCCCGGUGCACCACGCGGCCGAGCGGCUGGGAGGCGCCCCCGCCGCGCAGGGCGUCAGCCCCAGCCCCAGCGCCAUCCUGGAGCGGCGCGACGUGAAGCCGGACGAGGACCUGGCGAACAAGGCGGGCGGCAUGGUGCUGGUGAAGGGCGAGGGCCUCUACGCCGACCCCUACGGGCUGCUCCACGAGGGCCGCCUGAGCCUGGCCGCGGCCGCCGGCGACCCGUUCGCCUACCCGGGCGCCGGCGGCCUCUACAAGCGCGGCUCGGUGCGCUCGCUCAGCACCUACUCGGCCGCCGCGCUGCAGUCCGACCUGGAGGACUCCCUGUACAAGGCGGCGGGCGGCGGCCCUCUCUACGGGGAUGGCUACGGCUUCCGCCUGCCGCCUUCCUCGCCGCAGAAGCUGGCCGACGUGGCAGCGCCACCCGGAGGCCCCCCGCCGCCUCACAGUCCCUACUCCGGGCCGCCCAGUCGCGGCUCACCGGUGCGCCAAUCCUUCCGAAAGGACUCGGGCUCCUCCGUCUUCGCAGAGAGCCCCGGAGGCAAAACCCGCAGUACUGGGGGCUCCUCCACGGCCGGAGUCCCCCCUUCUGAGCUCUUCCCCGGGCCUGGGGAGCGUCCGCUCGUUGGGUUCGGGCCGCCUGUGCCAGCGAAGGACACAGAGACCAGGGAGCGCAUGGAGGCCAUGGAGAAGCAGAUUGCCAGCCUCACAGGCCUGGUGCAGAGUGCACUGCUACGAGGUUCGGAGCCCGAGACCCCCAGCGAGAAGAUCGAAGGCUCCAACGGAGCAGCCACGCCCUCUGCACCCUGCGGGUCAGGUGGCCGCAGCAGCGGGGCCACCCCGGUGUCCGGCCCUCCCCCACCCUCAGCCAGCAGCACCCCUGCGGGGCAGCCCAGUGCCAUCAGCCGUCUGCAGAUGCAGCUGCACUUGCGUGGCCUCCAGAACAGCACCAGUGACCUGCGCGGCCAGCUUCAGCAGUUGCGGAAGCUCCAGCUACAAAACCUGGAGUCGCUGCGCGCGCUCCUGAAGGGCACGGAGGCGGAGCUGAGCAUGCGCGUGUCAGAGGCAGCGCGGCGGCACGAGGACCCGCUGCAGCGACAGCGCACCCUGGUGGAGGAGGAGCGGCUGCGCUACCUCAACGACGAGGAGCUCAUUACCCAGCAGCUCAAUGACCUGGAGAAGUCGGUGGAGAAGAUCCAGAGGGAUGUCUCCCACAACCACCGGCUGGUGCCCGGGCCGGAGCUGGAGGAGAAGGCGCUGGUGCUGAAACAGCUCGGGGAGACGCUGACGGAGCUCAAGGCUCACUUCCCAGGCCUGCAGAGCAAGAUGCGGGUUGUGCUGCGCGUGGAGGUGGAGGCUGUGAAGUUCCUGAAGGAGGAGCCGCAGCGCCUGGACGGGCUGCUCAAGCGCUGCCGUGGGGUCACGGACAUGCUGGCCCAGAUCCGAAGGCAAGUGGACGAGGGGGUGUGGCCACCCCCCAACAACCUCCUGAAUCAGUCCCCCAAGAAGGUGACAGCCGAGACCGACUUCAACAAAAGCUUGGACUUUGAACUGCCGCCCCCCAGCCCUCCGCUAAACCUCCAUGAGCUGAGUGGGCCGCCCGAGGGAGCCCCUUCCACCCCCAAGGGGGGCAACCCCACCAAAGGCCUGGACACGCCUGGCAAGAGAAACGUAGACAAGGCUGUGUGUGUUGAGGCUGCCGAGAGGGACUGGGAGGAGAAGCGGGCAGCGCUGACCCAGUAUAGCGCCAAGGACAUCAAUCGGCUGCUGGAGGAGACACAGGCGGAGCUGCUGAAGGCCAUCCCGGAUCUGGACUGUGCGAGCAAGGCCCACCCAGGCCUGGCUCCCACCCCUGACCACAAGCCCCCGAAAGUCCCCCAUGGCCAGAAGGCAGCCCCCCGAGCGGAGCCCAGUGGAAGGAGGGGCUCAGAUGAGCUGACGGUGCCCCGAUACCGCACGGAGAAGCCCUCUAAGUCGCCCCCACCACCCCCUCCCCGCCGGAGCUUCCCCUCUUCCCAUGGCCUGACCACCACCCGCACUGGAGAGGUUGUGGUCACCAGCAAGAAGGACUCGGCUUUUAUCAAGAAGGCCGAGUCCGAGGAGCUGGAGGUGCAGAAACCCCAAGUGAAGCUGCGCCGGACGGUGUCCGAGGUGGCCCGCCCGGCCUCCACACCACCCAUCAUGGCCUCUGCCAUCAAGGACGAGGACGAUGAGGACCGCAUCAUCGCAGAGCUGGAGGUGUUUGAGAGAAGCUCAGUGCCUUCCCUCCCCCCUCCACCCCGCCGCCAGCCGAUCCCCACCUUGCUGUCCCCCCAGGACCCCGGGCCCCGUGGGGGCUCAGCCCCAGGUCCCACAUGGAAGGCUGCCCCAGAGCCCAGGGCCUUCUGUGUCCCCCGCAUCAUCUUGACGGAGUGUGCCCCCAACCCUCCGUCCCCACCAGAGGCCAGGCUUGAAGAGCCCAGUCCCAGAACGACCCCCACCCCGAGACCCCGGACCCUGGUUGGCAGUGGGAGGGACUGGGAUGGCCCACAGGCCCCGCCAGGGGUCGCCGCUGAGGCUUCUGGGACCAGGAGCAGCUUGAUGCCCGAAAAGGAAGGGACCUCUCAGAAGAGCCUGGGGACAGGGGGCUGCAGCCCGGAAGAGGGAGGGGUCAGGGUUCCCUGUUCUCAGGGACCAGCCCCAGGCACAACUCAGGAGCCUUCCGCUGCUGAGACCCACCCGGAGGAGACCCCCAAGGACUCUGGACACGACGCCCAGCCUUGCAGGGGGAACCGUAAGGGCCAGCCUGCUGUCGGCUCGGGCUGUACAGUGCGGGGCGCCACCACCCAGCGGAUGGACAGCCUGGAAGAGUCGCUCCGGGAGCUGGAAGCCACCCUGAGCCAGAUGGGCACGGCCCCCUCUGAGGGGCCCCCCGGCAGCCCCCCGCCCCCGCCCCCCACUCCCAAGAGUGGCGGCGGCAGUGUGCCACCCAUGAAGGUGGUGACUCCGGGGGCCUCUCGGCUGAAGGCGGCCCCGGGCCAGCCAGGCAGCCCUGACAAAGGCAAGCACGGCAAGCAGAGGGCCGAGUACAUGAGGAUCCAGGCCCAGCAGCAGGCCGCUAAACCGCCUAGGGAGACGAGCGGGUCGAGCGAGACCUCAAGCCCAGUCUCAGAAAAGCCCUCGGCCUCCAGAACCUCUAUCCCUGUAUUGACUUCGUUUGGGGCGAGGAAUUCUUCCAUCUCCUUCUAGAAGCCCCCUCACACCUCCACCCAGCCUGACCCCUCCCCGACCCCUGCCAUUGCUCUCCCUACACUUCCCUCCACCCCCCACCCCCCAUGCUCCAGACACCCCCCCCUCAAGGGUUGCCACAGGUGUGGGCCUUCUCACCUCUCUCUACUCAUUCCCUGUUGGUGGUUUCUCUCUUUUUUUUAAUGAUUCACUUAUAAUCCUCUUCCUCUUUUUUUUAACAACAACAAAAAAAAGAGCAAAACGGUGAAACUGAGAACCAAAACACACCACCUUCCUUUGGUUUCCUGUUCCAAAAUGGCCCGCUUCUACCAUCCUCCCUCCCUUUUCUCUCUCUCCACUCCUCUGUCCAAGUCCAUGCUGAAGUUCCUGUGCCCUCCCCCUCCUCUCCCCCCUCCCCACCCCUCCCCUCCCCCCAACUUCCCAAGAGUGCUCCAAACGAACUCUGAGCCUCGGAGACUUGGAGCAGCGAGACGCCUCCGCCCCUUCCCCGGAAACCUCCCUGGAGGAAAACCUGGACACUGGACCCUCCCCACCAUCGGGCGGGAACACGGGACGCAGGCAGACUUGGCCUCGGAGGCGGCCCACCUGUGUGCUGCAAGCUCGGGACGGACGAUGGAGCGCGGCUGCUGCCUGGCGCCCUCCCACCCGUGCCCUGGAGGGCCUGGAGUUGAGAGUUUGGGGCCGGGAAGGGGCCUUAGAGGUUGAGGGACCUCAGGUCUGUGAGCCCGUUGAGUCUGUAUCUUGGUCCUGGGACCCCCCUUCCUGUGAUGAGGGGCCACAGGCCCUUUGGGACCGCCGGCUGUGGACGGGGUUGAGCAGACAGCCUGACCCUGGGGGCACUGCCUUGGGAGAGGGUAGCCUAGAGGAGGGGUAUUUGAUACUUUUCGUUUAUAAUUUAGCACUUUAAAUGGCAUUAACUUAUUUAAUGGGGGUGGGGCGGGCGAGAAUGAAGGGCCUAGAUAAUUAAGCUGUGAGGCCUGGAGGGUGGGCAGGGUCUGGCUGUAAGGGAAAUGGGGGCACGCAGAGGAGGUUGACGGGUGGCAGUGAAACGGCUCUGACCCCAGGGGCAGGGUGACUUGACCUUCACCCAUCCUCUUUUGAGAGUUGAGGGUUUUCAGGGAAGGGGGUGAGACACACAGUUUUUAAUGAGGAGCUGGCGAUAUCUCUGGGGAGGUCCUUGCCGGUCCCUGAGGCCUGACGGGUCAGCCAGCGUCCCUGGCCUGGGACGCCGGCCUUGUGGAAGCUGCCCACACCUCGGCUAAGGGCCAGGUCCUGAGAUGGGAGGGAGAAACCAGUUCUGGUUCUCAGCCCUGGCCCCCCCAAAGGGCAGAGGGGCCAGCAGGGGGAUUCCAUGAGUGGGGAAGGAGGAGGAGGAUGGUGGGGAUCGCCGGGGAGCAGGGUUCCUAUUUGGAGCACAAAGCGGGGUAAGCACAGGGGAGGGGGCUGGGGUUCAUCUCCCUUAGUAAGCACAGAAAGAAUGAGCCACGGAAGGGGCGGCGCCUCCUAGACCCGGGGACCUGGUGGGAAGGCCCUCUCUUCUCUUCGGGGGGAGCCCGGGGGAGCUGUGGAGGGUUGGGGGAGGGAGGGAAAAUUGGGUUGUGUUUCUUUAUUUCUCUCUUCUUUCUGUUUUGUUUUGCUUUUGUUGGUUCAUCCUUGUUUUCUAGCUUUGAAUCAUUUUUGUACAAAGGCAAGUAAGCCUUUUUGAAAAAGAACAAAAGAAGAGGAAAAAAAAUCCCUCCUGAAAAAAAAAAAUACCCUGGAAAACAGAAAAAAAAAAAAAGGACCUCAUAAAUGAUGCAAUUACUUCUAAUUGCAGGCAACUCUUUACAUUUAAGUGAAGUGUCUUAACAUUUUAUAUUGUUUUAAAAAUAUAUUUACAUAUUAUAUAUAUAAUAUACGUAAUAUAAAUAUAUAUAAAUAUUUAAAAAAGAAAAAAAAAAGAAAACCACUCUCUCCCUGGCCGCUGUUUUGGCGGGGGAGGGGGGCUGGAGGGCGGGCACACCGGCCUGGCUUCUGUGGUCCAGUGACAAGGUUUGGUUUGAUUCGGCUGUACAGAGACCCUCUGACUUGGGAGGGGAGGGGGGAGUGGUGCCCCCUCCUCCCUCCACUCCAUUCCUCUCUGCUUGCUACUCUCACUUGCUCCCGCCCUCAGCCCUGCGACCUGAAUGUGUGUCCCACCGUCAUUGUCUUGAGUUGAAUGUCCCUUUGUGGGGGGAGAGGGACGCGGGGGGAGUGUCCAUCCGCGAGGGGGCAGACGGAGGGAACCCUGGGCCCACCCCACCUGCUCACGUGGAGCCCGGCGGGAUUCGCAGAGCUUUCUUUCGCUUUGGCUCCUGCACAUUACGGGUCGAGAGGCGUUUGUGUGGAACUGUGUGCAGCCUGUGUGUGUGUGUGUGUGUGUGUGUGCGCACCGGCACAAGUCCGCUCACCCGCGUGCGGGGAGAAGCAUGCGUGUGCAUGGGUGUGACCUUCCGCACUCGUGCUCAGGGAGGGGUGUGCACGUCGGUGUGUGUAACCCGCGUGGGCAUCAGCCCGUGCCCACCUGCGCAUUGGCUUUGCGUGUGAGAACGCAUGGAAUGCGUGUAUGCAGACGUGUGUAGCUUCGAGAGACUUGAGUGUGUGGGCCACAUACGUGUGGACGUAGGGGUGCCUGUGACCUGCGCAUGAGCGUGCAAAUGCGUGUAGACCCAGGUGUGUGGACGUGCCUCUGGGUGUGUUCCAUCGUCCCUGCACCACUUGCUCCGGCCGCCCUCCCGAGCCCCCGUCCCCACGGCCCUCGCAAAGCCCGCAGCACGUCAAUGCCCCCCCAGCUGCAUGCGCCUCGCUGCUCUGUCCAUCAGUGUGUGCUUGACCAAGAGAAAGCCGAACCGUCUGGGGGGCCCCUUGUACCUGGGCCCCCCAGCCCCCGCCCACUGUGCUGUGUAACUCGCAUGGGGCUUUCUCUCCUGCCCCUUCCACAAUAUGCUGUUUCCCCAGGAGCCUUAGGCUCUGAGAGGGGUCCCAGGCGGGGCCCCCCGGGGCGAGCCCUGGCUCCACACCCCGCCCGGUCCACCCCGUAGGGCCCGUGUUGGUGUAGCAGUGAUGGCUUCUGUGGAUAUUCUGUGACCUCUGUCAGUGUAAUUUGACAAUUUCUAAAUGGAAAAGGGUUGCUGUGUUUUCUCUGUCUCUCUCUUUUUUAAUGUCCUUUUUCUUCUCCCCACUUCCCUGCUCUCUUUCCUUUUUGGUUUUUCUAGCCGAGUGUUUGGGGCUUAAAUAAAACUUGUUUCUUUUUCCUC
This is a messenger RNA of Phyllostomus discolor (pale spear-nosed bat), 8064 nucleotides long. RefSeq names its product SRC kinase signaling inhibitor 1 (gene SRCIN1). Bases 257 to 4789 code for a protein of 1510 amino acids. The record is from RefSeq and is a predicted model, not a curated record. Gene Ontology annotation, cellular component: cytoplasm; actin cytoskeleton; postsynaptic density. Gene Ontology annotation, biological process: regulation of dendritic spine morphogenesis. The transcript is spliced from 23 exons. Lineage: Eukaryota; Metazoa; Chordata; Mammalia; Chiroptera; Phyllostomidae.